AUGGCCGUUCUGCCGUCCGGCUACACGUACCUCCAGACCCUCGAGGACGGCGUCCUUCGCAAGCUCUAUACGGCCGCCCGGCACGAUGGCGUCUCCUGCCUUUGUGAGGAGGUCUUUGUUGGACCUCCCCCUGCGCCUUCUGCCUCUUCGCUUCGCGCCUGUCCUGCCCUGAUCGCUCGCCUCGAUUCGCCCUUCCUUGGAAAAUACAUUCUUGUCCAGCCAGAUAAUCAGCGCAGGUCUGUCUUUCUUCUUUCCCAGCAUGUCCAGGAUUUCUCUCUCUUCACUCUCUUUACGGCCCACACAGGCUCGCGACCAUACACUCCAGAGGAUGAUAUAUGGCAAAUUUUAUAUGGCGCACUUCAAGGACUGGCCUAUCUUCAUAGCCCUUUGGCAAAGCCUGUUCUUGUUCACGGUGCAAUUUCACCCACCUCGGUCUAUGUGUCUAGAGAUGGAGCUGGGCUUUUGCGGUCACUGUGGAGCGUUCGAGAAAGUGGAUCCCCCUUUACGGGCGACGCAUACUCACCCCUCACCCCAUACGUAGCCCCCGAGGUCCUGAAAUCUCAGGCCAUAACUACCAAGGCAGACGUUUGGGCUCUUGGUUGUAUAAUUUAUGAACUAUGUGUGCAAAAGCAACUCUUUGCUGCGGCUAGCGAAGAAGAGAUGGUCGCGCGUAUCCUCACACCCGUGUCUGUCACCUUGCCGCCACAGUACUCGCGCGACUUAGUGACCGUUCUUCGCGCCAUGCUUGAACAAGACCCGUUCCAACGGCCAGGAGCUGUUGUUCUUCUCGGACACCCUCGCUUCGAGCACUUCGAUAAUUCCCUCCCUGAGGAUCACGAGGCUACCGCUGACUGCAAAGAUCCUACCCUUUCUCGUGUCAACACAGUGCUAGCAGACAGCACAAUGUCCUUUAGUUCCGUUGGCAGCUCUGUGGCCCCACUUCUUCCCGAAUCUAAUAGCCCCCUUUCCCAGGCAAUUGCCGCCGGCAACAAGACUGCAUUUACGAAGGCGCUAGGGGCAUGGAAAGGGAAAGCAGACUCGAACGGCUACUCCAGCCUAAUGUACGCCAUAGUCUAUCAGAAUACACCGAUGGCUAAGCUUCUAUUGAAAUCGGAUGCAGGGCUCCAGGACCGCACUGGCCGAAGCGCACUUAUGUACGCAUCUUCCUAUGACAAACUUGAACUCGUUCAAGAACUGAUCCGGCGCGAGGGACGCCUUCGCGACAGGGCUGGGCGAACGGCGCUAAUGCAUGCAGCAGCGUCUGACUCCUUGCUGUCUAUACGAGCCCUCAUUCCCCUCGAAGCAGGGCUUGCCGAUAAUGAAGGCUCAACUGCCUUGAUGAUCGCCAUUAAGAGCGGCGCAUAUCGUGCCGUGAGCAUGCUUUAUAUUCAGGAAGCCAGAUAUCAAUCUAUGCUGGGAAAGACCGCCCUUAUGCUUGCUGCACAACUUGAUUGCGGCGUAGCCAUCAAUCUGCUUGCAGAGGAGGAGACAUACCUUGAGGACUCGUAUGGGAUGACUGCAUCCCAAUAUGCCGAGCUGGCUGGUAACCAAGUUGGCGAGCUAGCACUUCGAGAACAUGAUCAAACCAUAGUAACCGGGAAAACAGUUGCGGGGAGGCUGAGCUCUCUUCCUAAGCUGGGAAUCAAAGGCGGGGCCCUGACCCUCGAGGAACGAGAACGCGUCAAUAUGCUGUCGGGAUCACUUCCCAGAGAUGAGCAAGGCAAUACGUCGUUAAUGCUGGCUAUUCUGGAAGGCGAUCGAAUCUCUGCCGAAAGCUAUCUUCCGAGCCAGAUGGGCUUUAGAAAUGCUGAUUCAGAAACAGCCCUUAUGCUUUGCGCAAAGAAGAAUCUAUCUGGUAUCGCUGCUCUUCUCCUUGCUGCAGAGUCGGGACUGCGCGUUGGGCUUAGCUCUUCUGUGCCCAAGGAGCGAGUUGGCAUGACUGCGCUCAUGCAUGCAGCAGAAGCAAAUGCAGUAGAGGUGUGCAAGGUCCUUUUGACAGCAGAGGCCGGGUCAGUGCGAAAGGACGGCAAGACGGCCCUUAUUCUUGCCGCUAUGGCUGACGCAAAAGACGCUGCCCUUGUCUUGGGAGCUUGUGAUAAAGAGGCAGGCCAGCAUGACACAAACGGCUUCACAGCUCUGAUGGGGGCUGUGCAGCAUAGAAAUGUAGAUCUUGCCAAGCUUCUAUUGAAGAAAGAAGCCGGCUUUCAGAAAAACGACGGCACUGCUGCGAUACACAUUGCAGUGUUUCUCGAAGAUGUCGCCUUGGUAAAGCUGCUCUUUUCUUAUGAAAAGGACUUGCAGCUAGCAGACGGCAGAACUGCCCAGACGAUUGCAAUUGCUCUUAACAAUCCUGCAUUGCAGGCUGUCUUCGAUGAACCCACAAAGAAGCGCUCCAAAAGCCGGGCACAAGGGAGCGCCAAGCGAUAG
This is a messenger RNA of Giardia duodenalis, 2427 nucleotides long. RefSeq names its product Kinase, NEK. Gene Ontology annotation, biological process: protein phosphorylation. Gene Ontology annotation, molecular function: ATP binding; protein binding; protein kinase activity. Bases 1 to 2427 code for a protein of 808 amino acids. NCBI's taxonomy places the organism in Eukaryota, Fornicata, Diplomonadida, Hexamitidae. The record is from RefSeq and is a predicted model, not a curated record. The transcript has a single exon.